UCUUUACUCACUCCGUGGUCAUCGUCGCCGUCGCCUCAUAUAUUACCAGCUCUCUGUCUUCUCCACAUCUCUUCCAUUCACACACACUCGCAGCGCAGACAAACCUACACGCGCGCGCUCCCACGGCCGCAGCGCAAAAGCGAGCGAGCGAGAGGGACACCGCACGUCCAUGGCGCCUCUCCUCCUGCUCUUCCUCCUCGGCGGCCUCUGCGCCCUCUUCACCCUCGCCUCCUCUUCCUCGAGGACCGCCAAGAAGUGCUGCGACGGCGACCAGGCCAAGAGCCACGUGGUGGAGCAAGAAAAGCCGGCCAAGACGGAACAGACCGAGAAGAAGGCGCGGACUGACCCAGAGGCCGACCUGGGGAUCGUCUUCUCCACGUUCGACCACGACGGCGACGGCUUCAUCACGGCGGUGGAGCUGGAGGAGUCGCUGAAGCGGCUCGGCAUCGCCGUCUCCGCCGCCGAGGCCGCCGCCAUGGUGGCCCGCGUCGACGCCAACAGCGACGGCCUCAUCGACAUCCACGAGUUCCGCGAGCUCUACGACUCCAUCCCCAAGAAGCGGAAGCACCUGCUCCCUCUCUCCGCGGGAGGCGACGGCGCGGAGGAAGGCGACGAGGAGGAGGAGGAGGAGAUGGACCUGAAGGAGGCGUUCGACGUGUUCGACGGCAACAAGGAUGGGCUCAUCUCCGCCGAGGAGCUCGGCACCGUGCUGGGCUCGCUCGGCCUGCGCGGCCGCACCGCCGCCGCCGAGUGCCGCGACAUGAUACGCCUCGUCGACAGCGACGGCGACGGCAUGGUCAACUUCGAGGAGUUCAAGCGCAUGAUGACCGUCGUCAAGGCGUAACUGCCUCCCCCACUUCUUCUUCCUCCUCCUCCUUCCUCACGGAUCACAUACCAGCCAGCGCAACAAAGGAUCGAGAUUUUUGUUCUUGGAUUUGCAAUUCCGAGCAACUCUGAUUUGUUCUUGGAUUGGGUCGGAAGAGACGACUCGACAGCUAAUCUGUUAACACCCCUAAGGCGCGCUUGUUUGUGGGAGGGGAUUGGAAGCUAAAUCAGCUUCUUGCUCUCUGUUUCCUCCUCCCCUGUUCUUCCUCUUCUCCCCCCUCUUGCAGUCUAAUUAGUUCCUACUGUCUACUGACAAGUACUCUACUAUCAAGUAUUCAUGUAAAUAUUAUUCUUGGUUACUGUCUGCUGGUGAAUGAAAAUCUCAAUUGAUAAGAA
Messenger RNA from Lolium perenne, 1221 nucleotides. RefSeq names its product probable calcium-binding protein CML30. The record is from RefSeq and is a predicted model, not a curated record. Gene Ontology annotation, molecular function: calcium ion binding. NCBI's taxonomy places the organism in Eukaryota, Viridiplantae, Streptophyta, Magnoliopsida, Poales, Poaceae.